CGGGCAACGACCACUGUACUACUGGGUACCCAGUCACAUAACUACGGGACCCUCCAGAGCCUUACCAGUGAGAACAAUGUUCCGUCUCUCAGUACACUCUGCAAAUCGAGUUCCCCAUACGCAUGGAUCCACCGAAGGUAUGAAGAUGUUUAUGCAUUCAUACGCGGUUGAAGGUAUGAGCUGCAGCGAACGGUAUCACUGGCGACCAUGCGCAUUUCAUUCAUUUGCAGGAUUUUCGGUAAGGACAGUAAGCAAUACGAUGGAUGGUGUGGACAUAUGCUCUACAGUGCUUGCUGGUUCUACUUACGUUCCGUACUAUUACAUGAUGAAUCGUCUGUGCGACAAGAGAAAAUUCAUGGCCUUUGAGGGUACGAUGCACGACCCCUGGUGGACAACGGACGAAAUGGAAAGUUAUGAAUACGGAGCAGUAAACAGAGUCCGUUGUAAAUGCGAAGAGAAAGAUCAUGCGAACACCGAGUCCAUGAUGCGUGUGCAGAGGUGGUUUGUAGGGACAGUGGCCAGAGUCGAUAUCGAUAAUUUACUUGAGCUUGCAUUGCCGACUUGCGGCACGGGAAGGAAAUGCUGAGGAGGUACCGGUCUUGAUACGUUUAACUUGAUGAUGCGAGAGAUGAGCGACAAUAAUUUGAGCGUGAUUGCAGCGGAAGAUGAAUAUGUGAUUAUCCGAAUUUUCAAGGAGAUGAUGUACUGCAUGUUGAUGACCGUUGAUUCGUGCGUGAGAUGCCGCUGGAUAUAUGUCCGAAAGAAUAUUGGUGAGAGUCGGCCGGACAACAUCAUGCGCUUUCAAUAACCGUAGUAUGCGCG
This is a messenger RNA of Laetiporus sulphureus 93-53, 822 nucleotides long. RefSeq lists its product as uncharacterized. Bases 77 to 586 code for a protein of 169 amino acids. The transcript has 2 exons. The record is from RefSeq and is a predicted model, not a curated record. Lineage: Eukaryota; Fungi; Basidiomycota; Agaricomycetes; Polyporales; Laetiporaceae.